Molecule: messenger RNA, 1250 nt
Organism: Cucurbitaria berberidis CBS 394.84
Lineage: Eukaryota; Fungi; Ascomycota; Dothideomycetes; Pleosporales; Cucurbitariaceae
Exons: 2
Coding region: 391-999 (202 amino acids)
Source: RefSeq, a predicted model, not a curated record
CUCCCUACCUCACUCACAUACUUCGCAAUUCACCCGCUCCGAUGAUUAUAGUCUUUCCAUCUGAUUCCCUAUACUUCUUAUAAACUUUCCUUGCCUUGGUGCGCCAGUGUGAAACCAAGACCUUUCACUGUCGGUCCAACCCAUCGCCCACGCAACCACGACCCCUCCUUGCACUCCCUCUUCCCAAGGGAAAGACGCCAAGCCUACCGUCACCAACGUGCAGGCAUCAUAAGCCAAGACCACAACCGCGAUGCUGAUGGGGCAUAAUAUCUCUCCCAGUCUGGGGGAAGAGUUCCAUAUCUGCCUUCAGAAUCUAGGACGACCUCCAGUACAGUUGAAGAUUUCGAUAUCCCCCUUAUUUCCAAUCAUCUCGAAAACAUCACCGCAACGAUGUCGAUCUUCCUGACCAUCCUCGCGGUCUUCCUCGCCACUAUCAUUGGCAUGCCCAACCCCCUCGUCAAGGCGACAAACCUUGUUUUGACGGUAAUAACUAUUAUCCUGGUUAUUGUCAUCUUUCAAGUUGCAUAUCUCCAAGUCCUCGCUGAAAGAUGGGGAUUAAUACUCGGACAGCAACAUGAAGACACGACGCCUGGAGAGAAGCGAAGUCCGCCAAACCACGCCGUCCUUCGCCUUCGUCAUCGCCGUAAAUGCGAGCAGUUCGUGUUGUUCCCAUGUGUGGACCGCAGCAGGAUCUUCUGGGACUUCAACACUGUGCUGCGACAGGCCGUCGUGGGCUCUUACUAUUUCCGAGCCUGGAUGACGAUGCGUCGCGCAGAGGUUCAGCACACUCGAUCAAGGGCACCAAUACAAUCGAUGGUCGUGUUGUUGCCUCAGGUGCUGGCACUGUUGAACAAUGCGAGGCCCGGCUUUUAUGUCCCUCGACCCAUCGCCACAAAGAUCAAUUUGCAGACGCCAUCUUUAUUCCCCCAAGCGACUGAUAAUUGCCACAUGAUGUCGCUGGUGGUUUCGAAGAUGGUAUGUUCUGAUCUCUCGGCCUGAUCUUACAUUGUUAAAUGCUAACAGUGUUUAUAGAUCACCACCUUGUCGAUUGCCGCGCCAUCUCCAUCUCCAGAUGAGACACGCUUAGUUCUCUCUGGGACCCCCAGCACUGAAGAGCAGUGUGCUGCAUAUCAUGCCACUGACAUCGAUCCAAUUGACCGAAGUGGUCCUGAAGCAGAUGCUGUAGACGAGACUUCCGCGGCUGAGAAGCCCAAGAAUUGUGUACAGCUUCUGCUGACCCAGCCCCUACC